UAGCUACUAGUGGUACUGAUAAUUGGCUCCAGACUCCCUGUGCAUUCACUACCGCAUACUGUGAGAGUGAGUACGAUCGUACGAGUGGGCAACGGUUCAUCGAUCGCUAGUACCGGUAGCUGUAAAGCAUUAUUUUGCACAGUGCUGAACUUCACUUCUGCAGCAUCGCGCGAUUAUACAGAGAACGGCACUGUCAGCAGACAGCGUGCAGUGACUACGAGUUGUCAUUCAGUUGAGCGUAGAAGGAAGUGUUUGUGUAAACUAGUGUCACUCAUGCAAGUAACUAACACAUCAUGUUUGCUUCAAAGUUGCCCGGCAGUCUGAGGACUGUGCGGAGUAACUUUCUUCAGCAUGGUUAUGGUAUGAGCACACUGGCCCGGUCUAGACGACUUGUAGCUAACACGUUUAAAGCCACGCCGCUUUGCACCCCUCAACCCGUGAGAUGCCACUCAGAUAGGUCUCUGCGUCAGGAUACCACUGUACGGGAUGCCAAUUUGGCUAUUGAUGGUCUCUGCACUGCCAUGGUUACUGCACAAAUGUUUCAACCUAGCCACCUGACUUCACAAGUUUCUCUGAUUCAACGUCAUCUUAAGGACAUAACUAGUGUACCGAAGCUCAUGACCAUCCUCCAGGCUUGUGCUAGGGUUACCAUGGUUACCGAGGAGGACAGCGCAGUGACUAAUCUAGUCGUAGCUGUACUGGAUCACGCAGCUAGUUUACCUACAGAUCUAUGGCGGGAUAGCAAGAAUCAAGUUAUACUAAGGUGGAUACUGUACUGGGCAUCAAAAUGUCGAUGUACGACGCCUGAGUUCAGGAAGCUGCUACAGAAUCAGUUUGAUGUUCAAUCCAUUAGUGAAUGUAGAGAUAUUGACAGUUGUGUUUAUGCACUGUUUUCGUUGAACAUUGCUGAUCCUACGCUAGCUGUGGACUUGAUGAGUCGCUAUUCAGCCAUAGAGAGUACAGGUGAUCCCAAGCAUCGUCAUGCUGAAGUGUUCAGACUACUUCUCUACUGUACACUGUGUGGUGUAGAGUGCAGUGCCUUGCUGAAGCUGAUCAGUGUUGAUCAACUCAUACAGAAGUGCGGUGCCCAUCAUCUUCAGCGGCUUGUUUUGCUCGACACACUACUAGUUACUAACAAGCAACGGCGAGAAAUCAUGAACCAGUGCUCAGAGUGGUUCAGAAAAAAAGGUUUGAGUCCAAACACGGGUCGAAUGUAUGAUAUGCUGUCAUGCUUCAUUGGUCCAGAACACACCACUGGCGUCUCUCUGGUUGAUGGUGUGGCCGUUCACGCAUUGUGCAUUGUCAACCGAGAUAGUAAGCCAGUGGAGACUUCCAAGUAUCCGGGCGAUGUUUUCAAUGGUCUAUCAGUAGAUAUGACUGCAGCUGCACGUCAUGGUUUCAGUGUUGUGGCCUGCCUGGGUGUUAGAGAUACACGACUCCUGCAUCAUCCAGCUAUGUCACCCAAUGGAUAUUGCACACUUCUCGCUUCAGCUUUGAAGUCGCAAGGAUGCUUCAUCAUCCCAGUAAUACUCGAGCAUGGAGCUGAACGUACACAGAAUAGCGGCAAGGUCGUCAACGAUCUGAUGAUCAAUUAUCCUAGUCACAUCAAGGUCUUCAGAGAUCUUCUGGCUCCCAAUCAGUCUAUGCAUUGAUGCCGUUCUGGCAAGUCUGGUACUGCACAUAAAUGCAUCAAUGUUGACUUUGAAGGUCUAACAGAACCUACCUGAAGUGGAUGCAGUGAAGGAAAAGCACAACACGGCGCACACCGUCAAAGUUGCCUUCUGCUCUGAGCGGACAAGGACCUCAUCAGCCAACUGGAAGCUGAAUGCUAUGCGAAGUGGACAUGUAACCAUGAUGACAUGUGCUGACUGUUUGAUGUUGCACCCCUGUAUCCUCCUGUCUCCACAGACUGCGGUCGUGGUCACACUAUGCACAGCGAUGUCGAACGAACCAGUGAUUGGACCAAGGAACAAUUGUUACUUUCCCAGAUUGGCCCGGUACAGCUGAAAUCCAAGCUGUCUUGGCAUUCGUUUUAGCUGAUAGCGGCCCGAGUCAUCAUUGGUUCCUUCACUUUGAACAGAGAUUUCCUUUUCUUGCUUGGGUCCUGGUCAACUAACCCCUGUGUGGCAGGAACAUUUGGUGUUUGUCUGCACAUGACUGACUUGAGGAAACAAACGUGUGAAUGUAGGUGCUUGCUGUUAAAUCGUACAUGUGCAGCUCGGUAGCCGCAAGCGAGUCGAACCUGUGCUUCAUUGUCUGUGUUUCAUUGUCUGUGCUUCAUUGUCUGUGGUUCUGUCUCUCUCUGUCUCUCUGUCUCUCUCUCUUUCUCUCCGAGGCUCUCUCUCUCCACCAUACAAUGUUAUGAAUAUGUUGGAUCAUUAAACUGGGUGUCGACGGCAUUAUACCAGUAAUCAUUUCACAUACCGUGACAUGGCUGCAUCUGCUAUUCUACUCUUCAUACUUCUUAUCUGAUUAUCUUUGAGGCCGCGUUUACGCCUUUACCUCAGCAGUCCAUUGUACAACACCGAUAUGAAUACACAGUAGACCGAGUGGAAGUAGCUCACGGCGCACACAUUUUUCUCGGCACAACCGUAGUCAGGGGCGUCGGAAGGUAUUUUAGUGUGGAUACAGUCAGCCAUCUGAAGUACAAUUUACUCGUGGGGGAGGCUUGGGCUGCCUGAGCUGAACAUUUUGGAAAUUUAGAACCCAGAUCAGUGUAUUUCAUUGAUUCACGGGGUACCUGGGGCAAAAAGUGGUACGGUCAAUACUGUAGUGACCGUACCGUUUCAGACGCCCCUGGACUAUUAGCAACAUGUCUCCCUUUCAUCUUACAUGUACAUAAGGGAGUAGUCAAGUAUGCUAUGCAUCUGACCGCUUAGGAAUCAGUGACAUUUAUACCUUGGAGUUUUAACAUCACACCCUUGUUUUUCUUUUGGGUUGCAUAUUUUUUCCUUUUCUGGUUUUCUGGGUUUGCAUUU
Sycon ciliatum is the source of this 2978-nucleotide messenger RNA. RefSeq lists its product as uncharacterized. The record is from RefSeq and is a predicted model, not a curated record. The transcript is spliced from 5 exons. Lineage: Eukaryota; Metazoa; Porifera; Calcarea; Leucosolenida; Sycettidae. The coding region runs from base 294 to 1652 and encodes 452 amino acids.